Molecule: messenger RNA, 1343 nt
Organism: Gossypium raimondii (Peruvian cotton)
Lineage: Eukaryota; Viridiplantae; Streptophyta; Magnoliopsida; Malvales; Malvaceae
Product: probable carboxylesterase 120
Exons: 1
Coding region: 181-1206 (341 amino acids)
Molecular function (GO): hydrolase activity
Source: RefSeq, a predicted model, not a curated record
UCUAGUUUUAAAAUAGGUAACUUGUUUGACAAACAAAACCAAGUCUACUGAUAACCCGGCAGCCAUCAUGAAAACUAUCGAGUAAUUGCUUACUCAAGAAAUCUCUCUCUAUAUUUAUCUUCAUAGGAAACCCAAAGUUGAAAAAACCAGAACAAAAGACCUCAACCGAGGGCUCCGGUGAUGUCGGAUCAAACAAAAACAGUCCCUUCUUCCAAUCCCACUGUCGUUGAUGAUCCUUACAAGCGCCUCGAAAUCACUCGUAACCCCAAUGGCUCGCUUACGCGCAACCCUAAUAGGUUUCCCAACACUUCAGCCACACCUGAUCCGGACCCAACUGUCCCGGUUCUCUCCAAAGAUGUCACUAUCAACCAAACGACACACACAUGGGCUCGUGUGUUCCUCCCCAGGCAGAAACCGCUUGAUACGAACAAGUUCCCUCUCAUAGUUUAUUACCAUGCAGGAGGCUUCAUCCACUGCAGUGCGGCAUCCACGAUCUUCCAUGUUUUUUGCUCAAACAUGGCGUUGGAACUCCAAGCCAUCGUCGUGUCCGUCGACUAUCGUCUUGCUCCUGAGCAUAGGCUUCCUGCUGCUUACGACGACGCUAUUGAAGCGUUGCUCUGGAUCAAAACCACCCAAGAAGAGUGGUUGACACAAUACGCAAAUUUCACCACUUGUUUCGUUAUGGGGUCGAGUUCAGGUGCUAACAUAGCCUACCAUGCAGGAAUACGUGUGGCGGAAGAAGCCGACGGUCUUCGACCCUGGAAGAUCCGAGGGCUAAUAUUGCACCAACCAUUCUUCGGCGGGUCCGUAAAGGUUGAGUCAGAGUUAAGAUUGGUUAAUGAUCCCGUAUUGCCUCCUGGUGUGGGGGACCUGAUGUGGGAACUGGCUUUGCCUAUCGGAGCUGACCGUGACCACGAGUACUGUAAUCCAACAACAACCAAGGGGACAAACCUUACGGAGAAGCUCGCUGCAGUAGGAUGGAAAGUGUUGGUGACCGGCUGUGACGGCGACCCUUUAAUCGACCGUCAGGUGGAGCUCGUAAAAUCAAUGGAAGAAAAGGGUGUAAAGGUAGUGAGCCAUUUUCGUAUGGGGGAUCAUCAUGGAGUGGAUUUUAUGCAGCCUGAUAAGGCCAACGCACUGUUUUUGGUCUUGAAGGAUUUUAUUGCAUCUGCAACCUCAGUUACAAUAAAUGCAAAUGUUGAAUGAAUUUAUAGCUAUCUUUAUCAUGCAAUAAUGGUAUGUAUGUAUAGGGCAGUGGAUUAUCUUACUAGUGGUCCUAAAAAAGUAAACUCUUGAAAUAUUUUUAUUUCACCAGAAUAUUUUAGCUAGAUGCUUUUAAUUUA